Molecule: messenger RNA, 1170 nt
Organism: Blumeria graminis f. sp. triticale
Lineage: Eukaryota; Fungi; Ascomycota; Leotiomycetes; Helotiales; Erysiphaceae
Source: the annotation of a GenBank genome assembly
AUGGCUAAGGUCUGCAGGGAGCUGCAAUCAAAAAACUUUAUGUACAACUCCCCACAGUCGAACAUUCUACCCCUUGAAAUCAUUGAACAUAUUUUAUCUUUCAUUCGUCUCAAAAACUCUUACCAGCCAACUCUCUGGGCUUGCACGCUAGUCUCAAGAGCCUGGUAUUCAGCUAGUAUUCGAUUUCUGUAUGAAAAACCAUACCUUAGUGGAGGUAAUUUUGAUCAAUUUGUUUCGACAAUAUGCCCUUCCAAGAAUGCGCACAUACGCACAAGUCCACUAGCUACUCUCGUACGCCAUCUCGACAUGGGAGGACUAGUACACAAUUCUAGUCGAAGCCUAACAGCUAGACUUCUUGGGCGAUUGAAGGGUAACCUGGAAGCAUUCGUGGCGCCUCAAGUAUCGUUUGCGGUAAAUAGUUUUGCUGCUUUAUGCAAAUGUACAAAACUUCGAUACCUGAAUCUAUCACUCAUUUCGGCGUCUAUAUCAAAUAAGUCACUUUUUCAGACGCUAAAAUCGCUCAUCCACCUUGAAAUAUUAUUCUUUCCCCGGAGUUCAAAUAAAGACUUAGACGCUGCUUCUGAGUUGUACACCUGGCCUCCGCGGCUGAAAGCGCUUCACAUUGCUUGCAGCAUUGAUGAUCAGUUCAUCUUCUAUCAAUUACACAGUGCUCCAAAAACCUUAUCGACAUUAAGUAUUCAACAUUGUCCCCAGCUACGAGCAUCUUCUAUCAAUUUUGCCCUUUCAAAACUUGGUUCAAACUUAGAGCAUCUUGCAAUUCGACAUCCUUUACCCCAAAUAUCUCGUGGAACAUUGAAUUACGUUCUUGAAUAUUGCCCUUCUUUAGUUGCUCUCCGAAUUUCUGCAGACUACAUAACAGAUGAGAUUUUCACCAGGAUCCCCCCAAGCCAUCCCUUGCGGGCCUUAGACUUAGAAUGCUCGCCAUCAGCCGACUCAGAGGUAAACAUUACACCAAAUGCUAUAUUCCAUGCUAUAGAUCAAGAGUUAUUACCUAAUUUACGACGUGUUCGAGUUAGUGCAAGACUAGCUUGGGACUCAACAUUAUUAUUGCGAUCCGAUGCUGUUGACCUUUCUGAGCUAUUGGAGACAAUGGAACUAGAAACCCCCUUGAAUAUGCCAAGCGGUGUUUGGUUUAAUCUUCCUGAUUAG